Drosophila rhopaloa is the source of this 2451-nucleotide messenger RNA. RefSeq lists its product as uncharacterized. Gene Ontology annotation, molecular function: RNA polymerase II cis-regulatory region sequence-specific DNA binding; DNA-binding transcription factor activity, RNA polymerase II-specific; protein dimerization activity. NCBI's taxonomy places the organism in Eukaryota, Metazoa, Arthropoda, Insecta, Diptera, Drosophilidae. Bases 539 to 2440 code for a protein of 633 amino acids. The transcript has 3 exons. Gene Ontology annotation, biological process: regulation of transcription by RNA polymerase II. Gene Ontology annotation, cellular component: nucleus. The record is from RefSeq and is a predicted model, not a curated record.
AUCUCCCAUUCACGGUCACUCUUAAAUUUUUCGCCGAAUCGAACGAACGCAAAGCAACGGACGGAAAAUCGCAUCUCCGAUCGGAAAUCGUACAGCCCAUUCGCCUGCGUACACAUAUUAUCAGUCGCGUGUGUAUUAGUGCCAGUGUGGUGCAAAAUAAAAAACAGCUGCGAAAUACAGAAAUCUCAAGAAAAGCUAGUGAAAAGAAAAGGAAAACUUCUCAACGCGUUAAAAGUCGCUCUCUUCCCCUCUUUAUUCAUUUCUCGGUGUGCCUGUGUGUGUGUAGUGCUAGUGUGUGCGAGUGUGAGUGAGACGGGCAAACAAUUUGCCGCUAAAUACAAAAAGCAGCUGUGACCAGCUGACACAUGUGUGUGUGCGAAAUACAAUAAAAGCAAAAGGCUAUAAUACAGGCUAUAAAUAAAUUGCAAAUGUUUAUGUAGCCGUGUGGCCAAAGCAGCAGCAGCGGCAACAACAAAACGCACGUGGCGCAGACAAAUUUUGGCCACGAUAGUGAGCAAACACACAAACACGAUCAAACAUGUCCGCCGUACCGGUUGCCAUCAAAACGGAGGAGGUUAUUCUAGAGCACGCCGAAUACAACAGCGCCGAGGAAUUGGAUGAGGAAUUACAAUUACAACUAGAGGAUUCAGGGGGCGAGAACUAUCACAUCGAGUACGCCAGCGAGUCGGCCCAUCAGGGCUCUCAGCGUCGCCAGUCGAGCAUGAGCGGUACGAAUACCUCCAAGGGCGGAGGAGGCGGCGGGGGCGGGGCCUUGAGCGAUGGAGACGGUUCGGGAAAACCCCUCGUAGACAGCGAAAAGCGGAUGCGCCGGGAAAUCGCCAACAGCAACGAACGGAGACGCAUGCAGAGCAUCAACGCCGGCUUCCAGAGUCUGCGAUCACUGCUCCCGAGACACGAGGGCGAAAAAUUGAGCAAGGCUGCCAUCCUGCAACAGACCUUCCAAUACAUCGUGGAGCUGGAGAACCAGAAGACGCAGCUGCUGACACAGAAUAGUGAACUGAAGCGCCAGGUGGGCGAGCACGAGGCCGGUGGCGGAGGAUCCGGCGAGGGUGGUGCCAACUCUGGCGGAAACUACAACGAUUCGAGUGCCAGCGGGGGCAACACAACGGCGGUGGCUAUUAAGAAGCGCAAGCUGACCGACAACGUGAUCAACAUCCAGGCGAUUAGCGACAGUUCCGACGAGGGUCUUGGCUCAAUGUCACCGGAACCGAUGACUCUGCUAACAGCGGGCGGAGCGGCGGCCACCAAACUGAGCAAUGCCAGCAUUCUGGCGGCCAAGGAACUGCACGAGAUGAAGAAGCAGCUGGAGAAGGAGCGCAGCCUGCGGAGACUCCUCGAAGACGAGCUGCAGAUGAUCAAGCGGCAGCUGUAUAGUGUGGCAACAGCACCACCAGGAACUGCAGUGGCAGCCGCUUCAGGCGGAAAUAGUGGCGCCUACAUUCCACGCGAGGUCAUCGAGCACACCGAUAACUUUGUGCGCAGCGAGGAUUUGGAGGAACUCGGCGGUACUGUCUCCUACGUGGAAAUCGAUGAGAUGACGGGCCAACAGCAGGUGGUCGUUUGCUCCAGCAUUGAGGAAUUGGAGGCCGAUGCCGCUGCCGAAAUCAUCACCGAGGAUCAGGUGCACGAGGAGGUCAUCCUGUCAUCGAACAGCUCCACGGAGUCUGAAAACGAGGUGAACGUGAAUGCAAUUGCCAAAGCCUAUGCCGAAGGAUGCACGUCGAGUGCUGCGAUGCUGCAGCCCAUUCUGCAGGCGGCCAUUAAGGCCACGCCCAAGGUGGAGGUGGAACGAAUCCACGAGAAGAUUGUCAAGGUGAAGGCGGAGAAGCACGAUCUGCCAUCGAUGCAGACGACCACGCACUAUCAGCAUCCACAUCGUCAGAAUCUAGAGACCAUUGUCCAGGCCAUCAGACAUCUGGAGGGCGAUCAUUUGUUUGCGGACGGCAGUGGCGGCCAAGAGAAGUUUGGCCAACAGCAGAAUCUCCAGCAGCAUCAUCACCAAAUGACUGGAGUGCAUCACCACCAGCAGCUGCAGCAUCAUCAUCGACUGGGGCAGGAUGCCCCACUCGCUCUGACCACCACGGGCAAGCAGCAUGCGGCACUGGCGGAGCUGCGACCCUUCCUUCAACUCAAGAGCAGCGGCAACAAGCAGGUGAUCAUUACGGCCAAGUCGGCGAAGGAUGCCGGCGGCUUGGUCUCGACGAGCAGCAGCAGUACUGCGGUCACGCCGACGGCGAUCUUCAAGGUGCAAACAACAGGCGGACAUGGGAGCAGCAGCCAUUUGUCAGCGAGUUCAACGGGGGGCACCAUAAUCACUGGCAGCAAUGGCAGCGGUGGCGCUCAGCAGCUGACCAUCACCACAGCCUUGAAACAAUGCCGACCGGGCGUAAUAGUGGCCAAGCAGCUGCCGUCGUCCUGAUUCAAUGGCCC